GCCAAUCGGCGUCGAGUAGAAGAUGGCCUCGGCAAGGAGGCAUCGAGGAGUGAGAGCCGAACGUCGUUCGGUCAGUAAACAACAGUGGAGCAGACUUCGCGACUACUGAGAGAACGGCGGGAGCUGACCUUUAUUGUUUCGCGCACACCUGUAAAAUAUCCUCCGAAGUGCUCCUGCUUUUUUCCUCCGCCUCGAACGGUUUUUUUCCGGCUGCGGAGGGAGCUCAUUGGCGUCAAGUUGGAAAAGCUGCGCUAGCCCGGGCUAACCGCGUAGCUUCUUUUGCUCCUUGGAUUGGACAUUCAUGGACCUGCAACGGCGAAAAAAGAAUCCAUAUCUUGCUUACAUUUUUGUUCGUUUGUUUUCCCACUUGGCAAAACAACAUGUGUGAAUUGGAAUAAAAAGUACGGACUUGUGGGGUAGAACAAAAGGGGCCAGCCGAGACGGUUCCAGUUGGCCGUCAUGUAUUUCCUCACCGGCUGGCCGCGGAGGCUCCUAUGCCCGCUGAGGAGUGCGGAGGAGCCCUUCUACAUCCAGCCCAGCUCACAGCGCUUCUACUUCGCUCUGCUUUCCGAGACACAGCUCAGCAUCUGGUUCAGUCGGCCUAGUGUUUUGAUCGCCAGCUACAUCGAGUCUACCAAGGCAGUGGCACAGUUUGGAUUCUACCAGAAGGCUGAAUGGAAACCUGAUGACUCCAUGAUAGCUGUGGCGACUGCCAAAGGCUACGUUCUGUUGUUCUCUGUACUCGGUGGUGGGGAUGACAAGUACCUCUAUGAGCCUGUCUACCCCAAGGGCAGCCCCCGUGUGAAGGUAACCCCAGGUUAUAAGGAGGAGCAGUGUGCCCCCGUUUUGUCACUGGAGAUAAGGAAACCCGUUGAUUUGGAGGCCCCCAUCACAAGUCUCCAGUCUCUUCAGGAGGAGCUGCUGGUGUGUACUGCAGACAGCUACCUCCAUGUGCUGCACUGGGACGGCUUGGGCGGCAAUGGACGCAAGUCCAUUUGUCUCACCGCAAUCCCCUUUUCGCUCGACCUGCAAUCUGCUCGAGGCGGCCCAUCUCUGGAUCUGGAGGGCGUUCAUAUCCGCUGCGUGGAGUACUGCGAGACACUGGACGGCUUCGCUGUGGUGCUCAGCGACGGCCGCUUGGGCUUCGUCACGCCGCUCAGCAGUUCCAUCACUGCAGACCAGCUGCAGGGCGUCUGGGCUGCAGAUGUGAGCGAUGGCACCUGCGUGGCGGUCAACAACAAGUAUAGACUUAUGGCAUAUGGCUGCGCCAGCGGUUCAGUGCUGGUCUACAUGAUCGACACAGCAACUGGAUCCAUGCAGCUUUCGCACAAACUGGAACUCACUCCAAAACACUACCCAGACAUCUACAACAAGACGGGUCCGGUGAAGCUCAUCUGCUGGUCACCUGACUUCAGCGUCGCCAUGGUGACGUGGGAAUGUGGCGGCCUAUCGCUUUGGAGCGUCUUUGGCGCACAGCUCAUCUGCACGCUGGGAGAGGACUUUGCGUACCGCUCUGAUGGCACUAAGAAAGAUCCCCUUAAAAUCAGCUCCAUGAGCUGGGGAGCAGAGGGCUAUCACCUGUGGGUGGUGCCAGCAAAGCAGACGAAGAGGAGGACGGAGGAAGAGCAGCAAGUGGCCGAGAUGGCAGAAGCGACGAAGAUGACCGCACCCCCCCAGCUAUCAUCGCAGGCUGGAAUCCUGCAGUUUCACUUUAUCAAGAGCGCCCUCACUGUCAACCCCUGUACGAGUAACCAGGAGCAGGUGCUGCUCCACGGUGAGGACCGCCUUUACCUAACGUGCGGUGACCCGGCGCAGGCCCAUAGCAGUUCUGACACGCAGCAGCACACGCGCUUGAACCCUCAUGGUGACAGCCCUCUGCACCAUCAUCACCAUCAUCACCACCACCUCAACUCCCCCUUAUCUCAGGGACUCAGCACUUUAUUGGGACACAAGCACUGGCAUGUCGUCCAGAUUCAUAGCACAUAUUUAGAGAGCAACUGGCCUAUACGGUUUGCUGCCAUAGACACAGCAGGGCAGUGCAUGGCUGUAGCAGGAAGACGAGGUUUUGCACAUUACUCCUUGUACACCAGAAAAUGGAAACUGUUUGGGAACAUCACUCAAGAGCAGAACAUGACAGUGACAGGCGGUCUGGCUUGGUGGGACGACUUUGUGGUUGUGGCCUGUUACAAUUUCAUAGACCAGCAAGAACAAUUGAGGCUGUAUCAGCGCUCAUCAAACCUGGACAACGCUUUCGCGUCGGUCACCAAGCUGCAUUCUGACACGCUGCUGCUUAAUGUUUUCCGUGACAUGGUCAUCCUGUUCAGGGCCGACUGUUCCAUCUGUCUCUACAGCAUCGAGAGGAGAAGUGACAGUCCAAACCCUUCUGUCAGUGUGGAUCUGCUACAGGAAGUAUCCAUGUCCCGCUACAUCCCUCACCCCGCCUUGGUAGUCUCUGUCACGCUCACCUCAGUGCGCACGGAGACAGGCAUCACACUGAAAGCCCCGCAGCAGGCCUGCAUGGCAGAGAGCAUCAUGUUGAAUCUGGCCGGGCAGCUGAUCAUGCUACAGAGGGACCGUUCCGGACCGCAGGUACGAGAAAAGGAGACGCCCACCAAUAGCAAGAAGCUGCUACCAUUCUGCCCCCCGGUGGUGCUGGCCCAAUGCGUGGAAAAUGUGUGGACUACCUGUCGCUCGGACAGGAAGAAACGUCACUUGCUGGAAGCCUUGUGGCUCUCCUGCGGCGAAGCAGGCAUGAAAGUGUGGAUGCCGCUGUUCCCGCGGGACCAUCGCAAGCCCCAUUCCUUUCUCUCGCGACGCAUCAUGCUUCCCUUCCACAUAAACAUCUACCCGCUGGCUGUGCUGUUCGAGGACGCGCUCGUGCUGGGCGCCACCAACGAAACGGUACUUUACGAUGGGCUGCAGGGGUCCUCUGAGCCGCUGGAGGCGCUGUUUCCAUUCUGCACUGUGGAGAGGACCUCGCAGAUCUACUUGCACCACAUCCUCAGACAGCUGCUGGUUCGAAACCUGGGUGAACAGGCGUUGAUGCUGGCUCAGUCGUGCGCCUCUCUGCCUUACUUCCCUCAUGUCAUGGAGCUGAUGGUCCACGUGGUGCUGGAGGAGGAGGCCACAUCGCGGGAUCCCAUCCCAGACCCACUUCUGCCCACUGUGGCCAAAUUCAUCACAGAGUUCCCACUUUUUCUCCAAACCAUCGUGCAUUGCGCCCGCAAGACUGAGUAUGCCCUGUGGAAUUACCUAUUUGCUGCUGUGGGGAACCCCAAGGAUCUUUUCGAAGAGUGCCUCAUGGCUCAAGAUCUGGACACCGCUGCCUCCUACUUGAUCAUACUACAGAAUAUGGAGGUUCCGGCCGUUAGCAGACAGCAUGCCACCCUGCUCUUCAACACGGCGCUGGAGCAGGGCAAGUGGGAUCUUUGCCGUCACAUGAUUCGCUUCCUGAAAGCCAUUGGCUCAGGGGAGAUGGAGACGCCGCCUCCAACGCCCACCACACAGGAGCCCAGCUCAACUGGUGGCUUUGAAUUCUUCCGAAAUCGUAGUAUUAGUUUGUCCCAGUCUGCAGAUUCGGUAACCACUGGUAAAUACAGCUUACAGAAGACCUUCAGCAUGCCUGCUGGACACGGAAGUAAAGGGCGGGACAGUGAGUGCGCUGAGAACAUGUACAUCGACAUGAUGCUGUGGCGCCAUGCCCGCCGCCUCCUGGAAGAGGUGCGCCUUCGGGACCUGGGGUGCUUCUCUGCUCAGUUGGGUUUCGAGCUCAUCGGGUGGCUGUGCCGAGAGCGGAACCGCGUGGCCCGCGUGGAUGACUAUGUCCUGGCCCUGAAGAGACUCCACAAGGACUUCCUGUGGCCGUUCCCAGUCGUUCCCGUUGCGAACCUCAGCUCACCGUUGAAGAACGGACGGUGUCGACCUGUGCUUAGCACGAGGCUCCUCAAAUCCCAGUCGGCUGACAGCCUGCUGAACAGUGACAUGGACACUGCGCCCCCUCCUACGGCUCCAGCCAAUCACACCUGGAUGGACGGCCUCAGCCAAAGGAGUAAAGACACGGAUGCUGCCUCUUCCCUCCUAUCCAACCCGCACUCGCCGCAGACGCACGAAGCGUUUCUGUCACUGAUCACCAACAAAGCGGAAGACUACAGCGUGGGCUCGGCCACUGACCUGACAGAGAGCAGCUCGGUGGUGGAUGGCGACUGGACGGUGGUGGACGAGAACUCGUCCACGCUGAGCCUGAGCCAGGCAGAGCUGGAGCACAUUUCCAUGGAGCUGGCCAACAAGGGGCCGCACAAGUCUCAGGUGCAGCUCAGGUACCUACUUCACGUCUUCACUGAGGCGGGCUGCCUGGAGUGGUGCGUCGUUAUCGGCUUGAUCCUACGCGACGCCAACGUCAUCAAGCGGGCAGUCGCGUUCCUGGCUAGCCCCGAAGUUCCUAUCGAAACGGUGCAGAGCGUACGCAGCGGAUUAUUAGCUGUGGAUGCCUGGACCUCCACUGACUGCCUGGGCUACAAAGCGUUCCUCGGCCUGAUUCGGCCUCACCUGCUGCAGCUGACGGCGGCGCCGACGACCGCCGAACAGGUGCAGCCGGACGCCUUCCAGGCUUCCGCCUGCCAGAGCGCCGCCGAGGGGCCGGGGGGCGCCGCCUCGGCCCGACCCGAACCCGCCGCUUCUACCGCCGCUCCCCUCGGACUACUGACGCUCCCCUCGCUGGAGCCUAAAACUACCGCCGAGGAACGGACCACCGAUCGGACGGAGGAGCGGAGUGACGAGGAGGGCGCCUACGACUGCACCUUGUCAUGAACCCUUUGGAGCUUCCUACUCCGCAUAGUAUUAUCGAGCCUUCUUCGCAAGGGAGGGAAAUUCCUUUCCGACGGCUUCUAUUUUUUUCCAAGACCAUAUAAAAAGUGCCGUCAAAAGGAGGGGCAGGUGCCACCCACCAUACUUUCAUACCUCAUAAGUUUUAAGCAUAGUAUUUUUUCAAUGAAGUUAUUUUUCUAUGCAACCAAAACCAUGUUUAUAGAUUCUUACAUAAAUAUCGUAAAUAUAAAGGCAAGAUUUCUACAGGAAAACAAAACUAAAAGAUCCACUCUCCUCAUUUCACACGUUGCAUCUGGCCGGACUGCUGAAGACUUUAUUAUUAUUAGUUUUAUCACAUUGUCUCGUGCAUGGAAUUAAUUUUAUGGUAUCGGUCAACAAUUAUGAGGAUUAUUUAUUGUAAUUACGAUUGCAUCAUUUCGGAAUCUUUGUUUUUAUAAUGAUUUUUUUGUUGUUAAGUUCAUCCAGGUGGUAUAAGAGUGUCAGUAUUACCUUGUGCAAUUUAUCCAAAUGUUACUCAGCUUUAUGUGAUUUGAUUUGCUGUUUACUUUUUUUUUUGACCAAAUGUCACCCUGUUAAGUGGACGAUUAUUAACUCACUGGCUGCCAUUGAUGGCAAUUUGAACUGGGAAGAACCCUGAUGAGUUAUUAUUGCGUCGUGACAGACUGAAAACGGAGCGAUGCCGUCGUUUUGGCGACGCUUACUUGAAAAACGCUGACUUGACAAACCAAAGACUUUUUGUUUUUUGUCCAGAGGCCUUCUCUCUGCUUUUUAACUCCUUUCGACUCAGCAUUUAGGGAAACCUGCACAUAGCAUCCACUACAAAUUGAGUGCCCUUUCUAAUAUUUUUACCCAGUCAUGACCAAACGUAAGCACGGUCGUGAGCGUGUUACGCAUGUCUGCCUCACACAUUGUCAGGUUCUGGGUUCCAAUUUGAACUGUGGCGUUGAAUUGGCAACAGCUGUCAUUCUUGAUCAUGAACCCAAAGUGUAUGUGUACCUAAUAAAAUGACCGUUUGUUUAAUGUUGACUGUUAGGUACUUCAACCCGGGUUUAGCACACCUACUAAAAUACUAAUACUACCGUGUGCAGCAGACUUGCUAAGUGCUGUAAAUUAUGAGCACGAGCUCGCCUGUACAAUUUGCAUUUCUAUUUCUAAUUUUUCAACUUUUUUUGUCCUCCGCUUGUACAUAGACCAAUAAAUUAUUUUUUAAAAAAGGAUUUGGUUGUAUAUUUUGUUGCAAAGUGAAAAUUGUAUCACAGUGGCGUGGGAAGUGGGGUGUGGAUGGUGCUGCAAUGCUUUGUUGUUGUGGAUAAAAAGUUUUGGGUUUUUUGUUGUUGAAUAAAGAAUAUUGAAACUAUAGCGUAAUAUAACUUUGGGGAUUAAAUAUACAGUGUAUCGCAAAAAGUGAGUAACACCCAUGAGCGGAUUUUGAGGGUGGCAGAGGGGCCAGGCCCCCCUAGUGGCCGAAAAGUCUCAUUGCAUGUAAUUAAAUUUCCUAUAUAUAUGGCGGAAAACACUCAAGCAAACAACAAACGUUCAAACGUUUUGAACAGGGCAUUUAAAAUUUUUUUUUAAAUGCUUUUUUUAAACAGCAAAACCCUAUCUGGAGGUGAGAGCACGCCAGAACAGAAUUACAGACGCCAUGACUUUAACAGGAUAUUAUCGCAUACUUGCUUUUUUCGAUCCAAAAACUCCAUGUAGCAUGUAUCACUGAGUGUCAAGA
Molecule: messenger RNA, 6547 nt
Organism: Corythoichthys intestinalis (scribbled pipefish)
Lineage: Eukaryota; Metazoa; Chordata; Actinopteri; Syngnathiformes; Syngnathidae
Gene: ric1
Product: RIC1 homolog, RAB6A GEF complex partner 1
Exons: 27
Coding region: 460-4806 (1448 amino acids)
Biological process (GO): retrograde transport, endosome to Golgi; intracellular protein transport
Cellular component (GO): Golgi membrane; Ric1-Rgp1 guanyl-nucleotide exchange factor complex; cytosol
Molecular function (GO): protein binding
Source: RefSeq, a predicted model, not a curated record